AAACAAAUGACAGAAAUCACUACUUUACAUUCUCACGAAAGCCUUCCUAAAAGAAUACGUUCAGCAUCUGCUCGUAUCUUUUCGUUAAAUAGCGACAGCUUUAACCCAAAACGGUCUACAUGUCACAUACAACCCACAACGACAAUGAAAUGGUUACCACGUAUCCGAUCACGGUCUGCCUCCUCUGCGUCAUCUACAUUCUCUGUCGUCUUUUCAUCAUCACCGCAUGCUUCAUAUAUCGAACCCAACCAUCACCAUGGAUCCCAUUUUGACCCCAGUGUCUCACUCGACGUCGUCUCUUCCGAAUUGGAAGAUCUCUAUCGUACAGCCAAGGAAGAGAUUGCAGAUGCAAUAGAGUCACAGGAUUCCAUCUAUUAUGAGGGAGAUCAAUUGGCUGCACAAUUAGCAUUUGAAAACUGUAAAGCGAAAUACGAUGAUGCCAUGCAAUUAUUUGGUGAUACCGCCAAUGCUGUCAAAUUUCGAUUUCGUUGGGAAUCUGAUCUUUAUCAUUUACAAUUGACCUUAAAGACACUACCAGCGCCUACUUUAUCCAUUUAUGACUAGAAUAACCCCAUCCAAAAAAGAAUAAAAAUAGUGUAUUUGUAUAUUCGCC
This is a messenger RNA of Mucor mucedo, 613 nucleotides long. RefSeq lists its product as uncharacterized. The coding region runs from base 7 to 564 and encodes 185 amino acids. The record is from RefSeq and is a predicted model, not a curated record. The transcript is spliced from 2 exons. NCBI's taxonomy places the organism in Eukaryota, Fungi, Mucoromycota, Mucoromycetes, Mucorales, Mucoraceae.